CAUACUCAUGCAUGCACACACAUAAACAUACACAAGCACAAACAUGUACAUGAAUGCACACGACUGUAAAUGAUGGCUUAUGAAGCACAGAAAUGCUUGCGCUCUCGCAUUCACACACACACACACACACACACAAACACACACACACGCAUGCAUGCACACACACGCAGACACACACACACACAUACACAAGCACAAAUACAUAUAUAACCGUACACCUACAUGGUAAAUGUUAGCUUGUGAAGCACAGAAAUGCAACUCCAGCAUUGCCGAUGGAUAUGGAGCUAUAGGUUCAGUGAAAGACACACUUCUCCCUCCUCUGUGUGAUUUUUUUCAAUGUAAACUAUUUACCAUUUUAUGGAGAGUUCCACAUGAUUACAAUACAUAAAUAGCAACUAUAUAUACAUAACACAUAAUAAAGGGAAUAAUUGCAAGGGUUUACUUGUGUUCCUCCUUGAGUGCUGAUUUGCGGACCUUUGUCACCCUAUAAUUUCCUUCAUUGAGCAGCCAAUCAAAUCUGUCUUUGACAUGUGACCUCCUACGGUUCAGAGAUUCACUGGAAAUGAUUACCUCAAGUCCUCCUUUUAUCUGUACAGUUUGAGUUUUACAGCGCAGAGGACAAGCAGGGUCACAGGCAGAGGAGCGUCUCCAGAAGAGGAGAGUUCAGACACAGUGAUGCCACCACUCUGUGCGAUUCUUGUGCUUUUCAGCAAAGUCUAUGGUCUGCUUGGGAAUAUAGUUCAGCCUGACGCGCUAGUGAGAGCCCAGCUUGGAGACACUGUGACUCUCCCAUGUUUCCAUCCUACCAUCGAUGUGUCCCUUGUCAGCUGGUUAAAACAACCUCUUGGGCUGAAGCCUCAGCUUGUGGCAAUAGUGUCGAAAUAUCAAUCUAAUGCUACAUUUUUCAAUGAGUUUCAAAACAGUAAACGCUUCAGUGCUAAAGCAACAACGGAGAGUGCUCGCCUGACCGUGUCACAAGUAGAGCCGUCGGAUUCAGCCACGUACUACUGCGCUAUUACAGGCUUCAGAGAGAUCAGCUUUGGAAAUGGAACUACUUUAAUGGUGAUGGGUUCGAAGUCAAACAACAGGACAGUAGUACUGCAGCAGCCCGAGUCUGAGUCAGUGCAGCCAGGAGACUCUGUGACUCUGCAGUGUACAGUAUACACUGAGACCUGUGCAGGAGAACACAGUGCGUACUGGUUCAGACAGGACUCAGGAGAGUCCCGUCCAGGAAUCAUUUACACCCAUGGAACCAGGAGUGAUGAGUGCCAGAAGAGCUCUGGGGCUGUGUCUCCCUCACAAAACUGUACCUACAACUUCCCUAAGAAGAACCUCAGCCCCUCUGAUGCUGGGACUUACUACUGUGCUGUGGCCACCUGUGGGGAGAUCCUGUUUGGGAACGGGACCAAGCUAGACUUUAAAGGAAAAGAACAUCUGCCUCUUUAUUGCUUGGCGGGAGCUUUGACGUUGAGUGUGAUCCUGAAUAUUGUCCUCGCUCUGAACAGGAGAAAGAGCUGUGAGAAGUACAAAGGAGCUGCAUCAAACAAUCAAGUGAACGGAGCAGACAUGGUGAACAAACAGAGUCAAGAGGAAUCAAUGAAUUACGCUGCUUUGACUUUCACCAACAAGAAACCCAAAGCGAGGCGGAACAAGAGGGAAGUGGAGAAAGAAACGGUUUACUCAGAUAUGAGAUUUAGAGACCGCGAGUGAAGCUUUCCAUAAAAAUGAAUCACAAAAAUGAUCAAACUGUUCCCUCACUAGAGUUGGUGAACAUAUGCCAUGUGGUUGUAAAUGAUAUCACACUUGUAGGAUUUGCCAAGAGCUGUGCUUAAAUUCAGCUGUUUUUCAAAUACACAAAGUAAAACUUGUACAGAAUACUCCC
Anguilla anguilla (European eel) is the source of this 1882-nucleotide messenger RNA. Its product is annotated as immunoglobulin kappa light chain-like. NCBI's taxonomy places the organism in Eukaryota, Metazoa, Chordata, Actinopteri, Anguilliformes, Anguillidae. Gene Ontology annotation, biological process: response to bacterium. Bases 676 to 1710 code for a protein of 344 amino acids. The record is from RefSeq and is a predicted model, not a curated record. The transcript has 6 exons.